UUUAAAUUAAUAUAUCGACGUCAUGAUUGAUGAUAAAGUCUCUAACAGAGUUUUAUUUAAUUUGCAAAGGAUACAUAUAUACAUAUUAUUUUCAUGUUAUUUAAAGACUAAUAUUUGCUUUGAUAAUGGCUUAAUUUUCAACAGAUUGUAAGAAAUCAGUGUAAGAAGAGCAUCUAAAUGUUCAUUAAAAGAUUUGAAGUACAGCAUUUUUCGAAGUAACAUGCGUUUUCAUAACAUUAAAUCAUGUUCCCUGAGACGAAUCCUUUACACUUGUGGAGCAUUAAUCAUCACACUGAGUUUUAUCUUGCUGUUGAAUCGAAUCACUUCGCAUCCAACUUUCCGCAAUUUUUGGGCAGGAGACAUUGUCGACUUCAGCAAUUCAAACAACGUAACAGGUUAUCCUUAUCCAAUAGUUCCGGAUGUUGUUCAUUACGUUCGUUUUCGGAAUCCACAGUUGAAUUUCGUCGAUAUGAUAAACAUAAAAUCUGUAUACGUAAAUCACAAACCGAGUGAGAUAGUGAUACAUUGCGACUGUCACAACUUAACAGGAAAGUAUUGGGAUAUGGUGAAAGAAAUACCAGGUUUGCGUGUACAGUACAAAAAAAUACCCACUUACAUUUUUGGCAAACGUCUUAGCUCCGUGUAUCACUCUUCAGAUAUUGCUCGACUUCAAAUUUUAAUGAAGUACGGAGGAGUAUUUUUGGAUAGUGACGUUUAUGUAGUAAAGCCUCUUCAUUAUUACAGGAAAUUCGAAUUUGCAUUAGGUUGGCCACCGAAACAAUUUUUAGGUACGCAAGUUCUGAUAGCCCACAGGAAUUCUCGGUUUUUGAAAUUAUGGUAUCAGUCUUAUAAGUACUAUAGACCUACAAGAUGGUAUUAUAAUGCUGGAGAAUUGCCUACAGAAUCCAUACUUUUGUUCCGUCCGGAUUUCGUUCACAGGGUGCCUUACGAUUUUGGUGUUCAGAAUUUGGCUUUCAUGCUUUAUGGUGUAAGAAGUCCCAACUGGAGAGAUUAUCAUACUAUACAUCUCUUAAUAAGACACCGGAAAUAUCUUGUUCCUGAUGAUCACUUGGAAGAUUUCGAUGAAAAUAAUAUCAAAACUUAUAAUAAAACUUUCGGUGAUAUGGCUAGACAGGUUUUAUUUGGGAAAAGUGAUAUGAUUUUUGUUUAGGAGAGCUGAAAAUUUGGUUGUGAUACUUAAGAUCUGUUUUUAUAAAUAUUCUAUACAUUGUAUUUAGAUAUAUAUACAAGAAAUAUGUAUAUAAAACUAUGACAUUGUUUUCAUUAUUGCGCUACUACAUGAAUAAGUAAUUUGGCUAGAGGUAGGCGUUAAGCCACCACACGUGAUAAAUUUAAUAAUUAAAAAUGAAUAAAAUUAAUUCUGAAUACACUGGAAGAAAAUAAUUGACUCGAUGUGUGUUCAAGUCCCGCUUUGGGUCGAGCCUAAUAGAUUUAUGGGAUUUAAAUGAAUAUUUUAUUUUACUCGAACGUGAUCUGGUGGAGAAAUCUCGGCAAACUAUUCUAAUACUAGCAACAAAGCUGUAAACAAUAUGCGGAGUUUAGGAGCACGGGAUUUUCCAGUUCUGUUGGCCACGUAAACUGGGAUAAAGACAAUAUAAGAAAGCAAGAAAUAAAUGUCAUUUUAAGAGACAUGACCAUCAGUAUGGAGUUUGAUAUAAGCAGUUUUACAGGGGAAUUUUAGGGAUGGUUACAAAGCGAAGUUUUACUGGUUUUCCCGAGAGGCAGGCAUACAUCCUAAGCAAGACGAUAGUAUGAUACUUUUCUUAAUAUAAUAUCUUGGUGGCCAAGCGAAAAUUUUGGAAAUACGUUGGUGUCCUUUUAAAGGAAUUUCAAAAUAUCAGUUUAUCUUUCAUAAGAACCUACAAUAAAACUUAUACGAUGUACCAAUUGAAUUAUGGUAACUAACUAAUGUACAGUGUGAUAUACCUAACGAGCUAGAAUAUACUAAAUAGAGUGACUUUAGCGACGCCAUGUUAAAAAAAAA
Molecule: messenger RNA, 2005 nt
Organism: Centruroides sculpturatus (bark scorpion)
Lineage: Eukaryota; Metazoa; Arthropoda; Arachnida; Scorpiones; Buthidae
Exons: 2
Coding region: 221-1171 (316 amino acids)
Source: RefSeq, a predicted model, not a curated record